UAAAGAAGUUUUCACUUCAAAAAAUAUAUAGAAGUCGAAACUACUUUAAUUUACUUAAAGCAGAUUUUUGCCAAAAAAAGAUAAUUAUUAAGGCAUGGAGGAGCAAAACUAUAUUCAUUUUAAAAAUGAAGUAGAUACUUUAAGCUCAUACUAUAUUUUUUCCAUCUUUUUGCCAUCUUCUAUAUUUUUAAAGGUAACAGCUUCGAAAAAUACUAUUUUUGAUACUAUUUUAAGUUGGUAACCCUAGCUCCAACUAAUACUAUUGUAAUAAUUUAUAAACAGCGUAUGUUUACUUUUUGCAGUCUUUAAAUCUUCGACGAUGAUGACUGUAGCGGUCAAUGAAUUUCUUGACGACCUCCGUGGCGGCAGAAUGACGGAAGCGCCAACAGUGAGCGUGCAGCAGGGCCAGCUGCAGGGUAGGACGGUGAACAGUCCAUCAGGGAAGGCGUUCUACAGCUUCCAGGGCAUACCUUACGCGAAACCGCCACUAGGAUCGUUCAGGUUCAAAGCACCACAACCGGCAGAAUCAUGGGACGGUGUCCGCGACGCCACAUCUGAAGGCAGCGUGUGUCCCCAAAUAGACCCAAUAAUCACCAAACAAUUCACAGGGGACGAGAAUUGCCUAUACCUAAACAUCUACACACCAAACCUUGACGGUGCAUUCCUUCCAGUAAUGAUAUACAUUCACGGAGGAGGUUUCAGAAAUGGCUCGGGCAGUGCUUCCUUAUAUGGAGCAGAUUUCCUUGUAGAGAAAGAUGUUGUUGUAGUUACUAUAAAUUACAGGCUUGGAGCACUGGGUUUCCUAAGCCUUAACACCCCUGAAGUUCCAGGCAACGCUGGCUUAAAAGACAUAGUCCAAGCCAUACGCUGGAUCAAAGAGAAUAUUCAUAAUUUCGGUGGAAAUUCUGGCAACUUAACCGUUUUCGGAGAAAGUGGAGGCGGUGUCGCCACAGCUAUUUUAACCGCUUCGCCAUCUACGAAAGAUUUGAUAAGCAAAGCGAUCAUACAGUCUGGAACAGCUAUUAACCACGCUGUUUACCAAAAAUGUCCCAUUUCUAACGCUAAGAAGCUAGUCAAUAUACUAUGUGGCGAAGCCGAGGAUGUUGAUGAUAUAUUGGAGUUUUUGAACGCCACUUCGGCUAAAGAACUCGUGGAAGCGACUGAGAAAUUAGCCAGUGAUGGCGUAGAAUUCGGUGUGACGAUCGAAAAGGAAUUUGGCGAUGUAGAAGCAGUUUUGACUGAGUCAUUUUACGACGUACUCACUUCAGGAAGGGUCGCUGAUAUACCAAUCAUGAUUGGUUCCACAAGUUUAGAGUUGACUCUCGAGAGGAAAUCUGAUGAUUUGCAAGACUUGAUUCCCGAAGAGCUUCACAUAGAAAGGAAUUCGGAACAAUCUUUAGAAAUAGCUGAAGGAAUCAAAUCCCUUUAUUUCAAAGGAAGCCACACAGGUGUGGAGAGUUUAAAUGAGUAUUUAGAAUUGCUUUCGGACACUAUGAUAAAUAUACAUACACAUAGGCAUGUUAAAUAUUUAGUUCAGGUUUCUAAUAAGCCUGUUUAUUACUAUAAGUUCGAUUAUGUUGGAGAAUUGAAUUGGAGCAAGAAACUUCUGGCAUCUUUGGGUUUAAAUCACGCUGGACAUUUGGAUGAGCUUGGGUAUUUGUUUAGCAAUGAGAUGAUCAAAGAUGUGGAGGCGACUCCUCAAGAUUUGAAGAUGAGGGAGAGAAUGGUGCGACUCUGGACCAAUUUUGCUAAGUCUGGAAACCCGACUCCUGAAGAAAACUACUACUUAACAGUUACCUGGUUGCCGGUCACCCAUGAUAACUUAUACUUUCUCAACUUAGGCUCAGAACUGUCCUUGGGUUCUAACCCAGACAAAGCCAAAAUGGAUUUCUGGGACGAAGUCUACACCAAAUACUUCAGAAUCUGGGAUCAACCGCGAACAAACACGGAGGAAGCUGUAAGAAAAACUGACAUCAUAAUUUCGGUCACAGAACAGACCCCUGUGGCAUAUCAGGAAGAAAUAGUUGCGGUAUCAGUAGAAGAGACUCCUGUAGUAACUAAUGAAAUAAUUGUGGUCCCAGAAACGACCCCUGAGGAACCCCUUGUGCAAAUCUCCGAGACACCAGAACCGGUUAAAACUGAACCCGUGAUAGUGGAUGAGAUAGAAGUGGUUCAAGAAUCUAGCCCUGUACAAGUGGUUGAUAAUAAUGGCGUCGACAAAGAAGAAGAUGUACAUGAAAUAGAACCAACACCUGUACACAUUUCCAAUGGCAACUCGAACGAAGUGAAAAAACCGAGAACGUCGAAUGAAAUCAAAAUGGUGCAACAACCAAACGGAACGCCUAAAGAUGUUAUUAGAGCGAAUGAUCCUCCAGAAGACGAUUUACCUAAAAACAUAGGAGUCAACAAAUUCGUUAAUUUCUUCGAAUCACUUGGUGGUAAAAAGUGA
Messenger RNA from Chilo suppressalis (striped riceborer), 2449 nucleotides. The record is from the annotation of a GenBank genome assembly. Lineage: Eukaryota; Metazoa; Arthropoda; Insecta; Lepidoptera; Crambidae.